This is a messenger RNA of Daphnia carinata, 1675 nucleotides long. RefSeq lists its product as uncharacterized. The transcript is spliced from 5 exons. The record is from RefSeq and is a predicted model, not a curated record. NCBI's taxonomy places the organism in Eukaryota, Metazoa, Arthropoda, Branchiopoda, Diplostraca, Daphniidae. Bases 111 to 1064 code for a protein of 317 amino acids.
GUCCUUUUCCGAAAAAAAAAAUGGCGGCAACCCUGGGGAGGGGUUGAGAAAAUUUUAUUUAUAAGUUUGGUUGCCAAUGCAACGGUUAUUUCAUCAAAACAUUGAGCAAAAUGGAAAAAGCCAGCAAAGCGUUUCGUAGAAGCAGUGUAAGGAUCCGGUCAGCUGGAAGUGGGCACACUGACCUCCAGCUUGUUAUAUCAGAAAUUAAAGAAAUGAGGGCUGCUGCUAGAUGGUUUCAAAGCUCUCAAACGUCUGCACUUGGAGACCUUCUUAAAUGGUCUCUUCGAGGUGAAAAUAGAGCUAUACAAGAAACAGCAGCUCAACUCGUUGAACUUAACAUGAUCUGGAGUGAUGCUCAGAAAAACUUUACAGACAAUCUGAAAGACUACAAGCAGCAGUUUGAGUUGAUGCUUGAAGGAGAAAAUCAAGUAGAUACCUGCAAGCAGAAACUUUCUUUGGCUGAAGCCAAAGAAGCUAAACUGAGAAAAGAGUAUAAAAAAGCUUUUAAAAAGGAACAGCCUUCUGAAAUUCUAGAUGUUGAAACACAAUUAAAACAAGCAACGCAUGCCAGUGAAUUGGCCCAGGAAGAAAUGACGGAGUGUUCCAAAGAAAAUGAAGCUGUUAAGCUAAUCCGAAUGAAACAAAGUUUGCUCAAGAUAUCUGAAUCCUAUCUUGAACUUGCUCACAAAUGCAUUCACAUUUUUGAAGCACAACGAGAAGUUGCCUUGUCAUUACCUGAUGUUCAGGAUGCAAAUGUAGAAAAUAUUAAGUAUACAGGAGCAGUUUCUGGGCGACAUGCUGUACUCAAAGCGAAAGAUAAAGUCGAGCGUUAUAGGAGAAAUUCCGUGUCUUCUGAAGCCAUUAGCCAACCACCGCCUUAUAACCCACAUUACUCGCAAGCAAAUAAUGUGCAUAGGCGAAGUAACACUUGUCCAGAAUUUAUGCAUCCCCAGCCCAACAGGUCGUGGGGAUGGAAUGUUUCUGAACCGAUGGGAGAAGAUUCGCCGCCAAACCGAGCAGUGAAUGCAUACUCGCCGGCCGCCUUAAAUGACCGUUACCAUUAGGUGCCUCGUCUUAAAUAGUGUACUCAAAUCUCGAGACAGCUUUCCUUCAUGAUUAAGGAUUUCCUUUCUUUUGGUAUGUAGAGCUGAGGCCUUUUUUCAAUUUUAUUUUGUAGCUUCUGUUUGUAUUCCUGAAGUCUUUCAUGAACUUUUUUUUUCGACGAGAGAGUGAGCUCCCCUUUGCAGGUUAUUCCUCCCACUCAAAAAUCCUGAUAUCCACUUUUUAAAGCUCCAUCUAAAUAUGAACUUAUGGAAUUAUAAUUUCUGUGUUUGAUUAAGUAACAUCACUGGCAUGUGAACAAUACUUAACCUCUUGGUGGCUUCCAUUUUUCUGCUUCUUGCAUCCUCCUUUAGUCCAUGUCUGCUUCUUCUUAUGGCUUUAACCACCAACUCUGUUUUUUUUUUCUAGUCUCAUGCCCUGCUUGAACCGUUUCAGUAUUUUAAUUCAUCCCACUUCGAUUUGUUUUCUUGUUUUGCCCUUUAUCAAGUUAUUUUCAUAAGGCACAAACUCUAAAAGGUUUAUAUUCUUUCUCUCAAAAUCUCGAUCGUGUUUUACUGUCCCAUUAAAUAAUGGUAUUGCAAUUUGAGCAAUAAAACUUGACCCUUUUCUUUUA